Penaeus indicus is the source of this 4753-nucleotide messenger RNA. Its product is annotated as serine/threonine-protein kinase dyf-5-like. The transcript has 11 exons. NCBI's taxonomy places the organism in Eukaryota, Metazoa, Arthropoda, Malacostraca, Decapoda, Penaeidae. Bases 1 to 1761 code for a protein of 586 amino acids. Gene Ontology annotation, biological process: protein phosphorylation; cilium assembly; intraciliary transport. Gene Ontology annotation, molecular function: ATP binding; protein serine/threonine kinase activity. Gene Ontology annotation, cellular component: cilium; nucleus; cytoplasm. The record is from RefSeq and is a predicted model, not a curated record.
AUGCAAGAACAUCAGUCACUUUACCAGUCACGGAAACUGAAAGAUUUACAUGAUAUAGAUCUUUUGAUGAAAAUAAGAAUUGCUUAUGCCAUCAUUCCAAAUGUAGAUGUAAAAAUAAUUUACACUGAAAAAUAUUCUGAAUUCUGGAAUCAUAUAAAACACCACGGAUAUAUCACCACCACCACACUUAAUACUAUUCUAAAUAAUAUAAAUAAAAAGCUGCUCAAAGGUAGAGCAACUGACACAUUUUCUCUAAACUUUAUAAGAGUUAUGAUAAAUGCAGUGUCCUUAGUCUAUACUGUUAGUAUAACAGUGUACACACCCAUACACGUCGCUGUAUUAGGGAAAUUCUGCUGCAGCAUGUUAUCCCUCAAGAAACUAAGCCACGCCAACGUUGUGAAACUCAAGGAGGUGAUUAGGGAGAAUGACACACUCUACUUCGUCUUUGAGUACAUGAAGGAAAACCUUUAUCAGCUGAUGAAGUCAAGAGAGAAGCACUUCAGCGAAUCCAUGGUGAAGAACAUCGUCUGCCAGGUACUCCAGGGCCUCUCCUUCAUGCACAAACACGGUUACUUUCACCGGGACAUGAAACCCGAGAACCUCCUUUGCAUGGGUCCCGAUGUCGUGAAGAUUGCUGAUUUCGGUCUUGCAAGAGAAAUCAGGUCUCGGCCACCUUACACUGACUACGUCUCGACUAGAUGGUACCGCGCCCCGGAAGUCCUCCUGCGUUCGACCAACUACAGCAGCCCCAUCGACAUCUGGGCGGUGGGUGCCAUCAUGGCGGAGAUCUAUACUUUCAGGCCUCUCUUCCCGGGCUCCUCAGAGAUCGAUCAGAUUUUCAAGAUCUGCUCCGUUUUGGGGACUCCGGAUAAGAGGGACUGGCCUGAGGGUUACUCGCUGGCGCAGCAGAUGAACUUCAAAUUCCCCCAGUUUUCCCCCACGCCUCUAGCAUCGCUCAUCCCCAACGCCGGGCCAGACGCCAUAGCUAUCAUGACUGACAUGAUGCGAUGGAAUCCUGCGAAGAGGCCCACCGCUCAGCAGUGCCUCAGGUACGCCUACUUCAAGGACCAGAAGGCCUCGGACAUGAACAGCCUCUCCUACUCGCUGGCCAACGCCAGGCUCUCAGACACCUACACGAGCGAGGACGGGAACCAGGGAGGCGGCGCUGGCAGAGGUGUGAAGAGCAGUGCCAAUGGCUUGGGUGUUGUGGGCAGCAAUGGCAUCCAAAACGGCUUGACGCACCGAGCAAAAAUCAGCCUUGACCUGGACCCUGGCACGCGCGGUCCCGAGCACGCCCCGCCCGCACCCACCCUCCACCAGCGGGCGUCGGCGCGGCGUGGGGGCGGGAUCGAGGCGUCUCAGGGGGAAAUGCGGGCGCGGGGGACCUUCUCAAAGCCCUUAGUGCCGGCGGGAAUCGGCCUGGGCUCGAACAGUCUUAGAGAAAAUAACUACUUCCCCAGCACCAAGUAUAGGUCGACCUACUACAAUCCUACCAACAAAGACAACAAAUUUGACGAGUUUGAAGACAAUAAAAUUAAUGGUUUUGGGAACCUGAGAGCUGUUAGCCGCAGCAUGCCAGGAUCUCUAGUGUCCGUGCAGGCGGGGGGGUCCAACGUGAUAGGCGUGAGGACGCACACUUACCCGAGCGCCAACGCCUCGAGCAUGGCCGCGGGCUCCUUCGCGACGGGGCCCACGCGGUCCAACAGCGCCAAUGCGAAUGUGCACGGCAGAACCAACUGGGCGGCUAAAUACCUCAAAUAAAGAAUCGGUGCGCAAAAGGAAACACAUUCAAAGCAAAAUCAGACCGCCAGAAGACAGCAGCAGACUGCCGCCCUUCGAGUGGCUGCCCGACGCGCCGUGGCCUUAGGGAGGAGGACCCACAAGAUCGGAGGACUGAGGAGGAAGGGAGGACGUCGAGGGCGCCCUUCGCUGCUCGCGGGAGGACUUGUGGGAGAGAAAUGAGAGUGGGAAGGAGAUUUAUGUGGGAUUUAUGUGUAUAUAUAUAUAUAUAUAUAUAUAUAUAUAUAUAUAUAUAUAUAUAUAUAUAUAUAUAUGUAUGUAUGUAUAUAUUAUUUUGUAUAAUUUCGUCCACUUGCAACCAGAAUUGUACAGAUGCGUAGUUCAAAGUUGAAAUCAGAAACGAAAACGUUUGUAAAGUAAAAGUGUACAAACUUAAUUUAAGCUGGUUUUGCAGCUUCAUGAAAAAAUUCAGUUUAUAAAUUUUAAAUUUUAAAUAUAAUAGAAAUAUAUAUUAAAACAAACUAGAACCUGAGGUGGAUUUAUAAUAUUACGUAUUUUCAAACAUAAAUUCCCUUCCUCUCUCACUCGAGAUCUGGCAACGAUGACGCCCCUCCCUUUAAGCGUUGAUAUUAUCUGUGAUACAAAGUACAAUCUUGGCAGCCUGACCAUUCAGACUUUCAUUGACGACAACGAGGCAUAUAAUAGAUCUAUGAAAUUACAUAUUUAUGAGUAUAUAGGUAAAUCUUCACCAAAGUCUAUUUGCACAUAAGUUAGCAUACAUCCGUCCAUACCGCUGUGUGUGCGGAGCAUAGUGGAGGAAAAAGGCUGAAGUACAGAAAAGUUUGUGGGAAUUGACGAUGGUUUGGCCAUGAACUCAUGAUACACGAGUUGUGAAUUUGUUUGAGAUGAUGAAAUACUAUUUGGUGCGUCCAGUUCAGUGAACAUUUGUGAUCCUUUCCGUCCACAGAGAUAUACAUACCGGGAGUUGAAAGCAUUGUCCACUGUGAUAUAUCACUAAUUAUAUGUGUGUCAACAACAGUUUCUUCGUGAAACCGUCAAGAGAACAUGCAGGCCCUGCAUAGUGAAUACUAAGCAACCGCCAACGAAACUCGACCUAAAGAAGUCCGGUUCGAAUCCAUCAUUCUCUGAAAUGAUGUUGCAUUCGAAUCAUUUAUGAGUGUCUGAUGUAUUUACACACGAGCUAAGAUUAAUAUAAAUGUAUGUACAAUCUAACUUAUGGCAGUAUGUCUGUAUAGAUAGUCGUAGGAUCGAACCAUUGCACAAGGAACAUUACGGAGUUACUCGGGACGUUUAAGAGGUAGAAAUGUACAAAACUAUCAUUUGAUCUUUAUUCACACCAUCAUGCGUAUGGUAAGUGUGUCUGGUACUGCUUCAUGUAACACAUUUCCUUAACGAUUUCUCUACGUGGUCUUUUAAUUUCCCCACACUUGUCAAUAUGCGUGACUAGACCUGAGUCAGAGCACUGUAAAUUGUACAUAAGACAAAUCACAUGUACCUAAAACAGGCUGUAUGUUGAUGAUUGUUAUAAAUCCACAAUGGAUGCAUAGACUGAAGCUUGCUGAAGUAACUAGGUCAUUGCUUUGGUUAUGUUUCUUUACUGUUAACAUCAGUGUAUAAAACAGCAAAAACAAUGAAAGAGAGAAAAAACAAGUAGUCGAAAAGGGGCCAAAUUUAACCUGAUUUUUAGGGUGCUGUACAUGAAUGUCGAUAUAUACAAUAACUAUGGAUUUUCUACCUACACUAAAAUGUUCAGAAGCACUCAAGUAUCAACACCAAUACUCUUCGCUAUUAAGUUGAUAUUCCACACACAUUCACAGUCUACGUUUUCUGCUUGACCUAAACAUCUGUGACAAUGUAAUAUACACAACGAUGCAGUGUGAUUGACAAGGGAUAAACUGACAUUAUCAUUCAUCUGGCCUUGUUAUAUUACGAAUGACAAUCUGCAUGCAAAGACUAUGAGCAUAUGCUCAGGCAGCAAUCAGUGGUGAUUUGUUACAGCAAAUGGCAGUAAUAUCUUGAUUAUUGAGCAUUCAUGUUAUGAUUAAUCUGUUUGUUGACAAAUUUGUUUUAGGUCUGGUUAGCAGACAGACAGUUGACAUUGCAGGUUAUGGUGUACAUUUAUUUCAUGUCUAUAACAGGUGAUAAAGUUGAUUCCAUUUACUGUUUCAGUAAUAUGUGUGAGUUUAUAUGUACAUAUAUAAGUUCAUAGAUGUUGAAGUAGCAACACAUUAUAGUACUACUCCGUUUAUUGUUAUAGUGUCAUAGUAUAUUUUUGUUUUAACCAAGAGCAACGGACAGUUUCCAAGUUUAAUUAUACUUUUCUAUAGAAUGCAUUUCACGGGUGAGCAUCUAAAUGAAAUAUAUAAUUUUCAGCGAAUACAUAUAUACAUUUUAACAACCUCCCACAUAUUUUUACGACCGGUACAAAAAAAAACGCAUUCUGUCACACACAAACACACAAACACACACACACACACACAUAUAACUCUUCUUACGUAUUCUAUAUACAUGUACAGUAUAACCAUAUCCACCGACGGUAGACAAACACUAAAGAAAACACCAACACGAACCCGUUCUUUCUCCCGGAAGCAAUAACCGCCACCAUGAGUCCCUGUAGAAGUCCCAAGCCCAACCAAGCUGCCAAAGAGAAUGUCUGUGUUUCGUGUCUGUAGAGGCGUGACCUUGUUUAUAUGCUGCUCAUUCAGGUGUACCAAAGAUUGUAUUCUCCCGGACUAACAGUGAGUCGACGGGAGUGUACUAUCAGCAGUGAAUAGCGUUGUUCACUUUUAUCUAAUCUGCUAUUUGAUGGCCUCUUCAGCGUUAGAUUGAUUUACUGUUGCCAAAUUUCAGAAUUAGUUAUAUUGAUGGUGUAACAGUGAAAGUGAGGGAAAUAGCAAGCCACUAAUCAUACGUUCUUGGGUUGUUAAGUUGCCAUGUCCAGCAGUAACUGUUCCAGCAAGGUUUAUCUCGUGCAAAUAAAACUGAACUUUGA